This is a messenger RNA of Aspergillus saccharolyticus JOP 1030-1, 1981 nucleotides long. RefSeq names its product lanthionine synthetase C family protein. The transcript has 4 exons. The record is from RefSeq and is a predicted model, not a curated record. Lineage: Eukaryota; Fungi; Ascomycota; Eurotiomycetes; Eurotiales; Aspergillaceae. Gene Ontology annotation, biological process: carbohydrate metabolic process; peptide modification. The coding region runs from base 318 to 1868 and encodes 516 amino acids. Gene Ontology annotation, cellular component: plasma membrane.
CUGCGAAGCAUGUCACCGCUAUGCGCAAAACCAGACACUGCUCAGUCGAGACUCUGUAUGAUAGGUUUGCUUGAAUCUUUACUUCUGUUCUCAUUGCAGGGUCGAGAUCCUAUGCGUCGAAGAAUGCGCGGCAACGAAGUGAUGUCACGCGGCCGUAUGUUUUCCACGCCGAGACUUGAGCUACUUCCACAUGGACUACUCCUCCUCCAUGCACAGAGUGUUUCUUCUUCAUUCUUGGCUUUCUUCCUCUUUCACAUAUUUCCUGAUCGUGUUGUGACAUAUCCUAAGAUACAUAUGUUGCCUGGUGAAUCGUCGUGAUGGCGACUGCAAAUGCCCCACAGUUUUACGCCAACCAAUUGAGCCCUGUCGAGAUUAGCCAAAGUUCUCUCAAAGAUACCUUGAAGCAGCUUCAGACGGCUGUCAGAAAAGCGACUUUGCUCUUACACGAGAGCUGUCCCCGGCUAGAAGCUUUGGAGGAAUCCCAAAAUACUGGUUUCUAUGCUGGAAUCCCAGGAGUCAUUCUAGCUUUUUUACGUCUAGACCAUCAAGCCAAGUUUCUUGGGUCCAGCGAUCUAAAUUUUUAUCAGCUUGCCAUUGAGCGAAUUCCAACAGAAGGUCCGGACGUACCAAUCUUGCAUGACAGAACAUCUCCAUUCGGCUCUUCCAGCGCCUUGGCGGGCCCAAUACUGCGCAUCUCUGCCUCAAAGGAUCCGAAAACGACUGUUUCCAGUGAGGAUAUAGAAUGCAUUAGAAGGGUGGUGCACGUCGCGCUAGAGAAUGACCGCCUGGUACGGCAUGGUGCCUCGCUGAUGGGGUCCGACGAAAUGCUAUUUGGCCGAGCUGGGUUGUUGUGGGCUCUUCUUAACCUCCGCAUGCGUAAUUAUGAGGACGAGACUGCUCGAUCCUUGAAUCCGAUUUUUAGGGAAAUACCACGGCUAGUCGACGCUAUCAUUGUGGGUGGGAUUGACGGUAGAAAAGACUUUACCACUAAACAUGGAGAGCAGGAUGCCUUGCAGUUGAUGUGGCAUUGGAAGACAGACCGUUACAGUCUUGGAGCAGUUCAUGGCAUAGCUGGUAUACUCUCUAGUAUUCUUGCCUGCAAAGCAGAGGAGCUCAACAACGGUGCAGAGCGCAAUCAUUUACCACUAAUCGCUGGAACGAUCACAGGUCUCUGCAAAUUAUGUAUUGCUAACUAUGGUCACCUGCCUACCAGUCUCCCUCUGCAUGGCUCUUCGCAUCGCUCUAGCUCAUUAGUUCAAGUCUGUCAUGGCAGCCCCGGAUUCCUAAAUCUCAUGGCCUGUGCUAGGAGAAAUCGACCCCUGGUCACCGCUUUUUGGCAGCCAGAGUGGGACAAGGCCAUUUAUGCGGCAAGUGAGCGAGUCUGGGAGGAAGGAAUACUGUCUAAGGGCGGUGGCAUAUGUCAUGGAAUUGCCGGCAAUGCAUGGUCGUUAUUGCUCCUCGAUGACAGUUUUGAGGAAGAUAUCAUGGCAACGGCCAGGCAAAAGCACGCCUCUCGCACGGAAAGUCUGGACUUGGCUCCAGGGCCAAGCGGGCCGCAAGGCGAGUAUAUCCUUGCGAGAGCACUCGCGUUACUGCUGAAGGCACGAGAUACGCCUCCAUACAAUGAUACCGACGAAGACUCGUCCUGCAUGUACCGCAUGCCAGAUCGCCCGUAUUCCCUCGCAGAGGGACUUGCUGGUACUGUCUGCGCGUGGGCAAAUGCCUGCGUUGUCAUUCAUUCGAAACUACAAAGCAUGCACGUACAGCAAGGCCAAUUCCACAGUGGGGAUGUAACCCUAAAGGAAUACGAAUCACUGAAGCUCGCAAUUCCAAUCCUUGCAUCCCACCGACCUACUGGUCUACUUUGAUUGUUUCAGGCCAAACUGGCCGCCAAAUUUGCUGGUGGAUGACAGUGUAUAUUAGCUCCAUCAACGCUAUAAUGCUCCAGAUAGUUAAGAAUGAAAUGCAAAGUGUCAGAUCA